GGUCCCCUCUCCCCACCCCACCACCUCUCCAAAAAAAAAAAAAAAAGAAAAUACAACUGGGUGAUGGGAAAAGGAAUGUGAGCAGAAGGCCUCACUAAAACGGUGACACUUGAGAUGAAAGACAGGAAGUAAACAGCAAUAGGAAUAUUUUGGGGCAGAGCAUUCCAGGAGGAAACAGCCAGUGCAAAGUCCUGAGGGAGAACAAGAUUACCAAAUUUGAGGAGCAGCAUGGAGGCCAGUUGAUACCAUGUAAUGAUGGAUUGGGGGUGUUUUGGGUGGUAGAACCCAUAGUCUUCACUCAGUUGGGUAGGAGGGGGCCAGGGAUCCUCUUAUAGAGGGAGGGCUGGAAGUCACCCUUCCACUUCAAGGGUAAGCAGCACUAUGGAUCUUCACAUGAUCCAUGUGAGCCCUGCUGAGAGGACAGGGAGAACCAAAACUGUGCUCCAGGGUAAGUGCUUCAGAUACAUGAUUGUAUGUAUGUUCUUGAUGACUGCCAGAGAGGAAUCAUUGUUCUGUCAAGAAAACAGAGGCCAGAGAAAGUUGAUCCUUUACAUAAGGUUGUAAGAGUAGUAGUGGAAGUUCUGAUCUCCAAUCCAGUUCUGUCUACUGGCUACCAUAAGUGUUAUGUGUGCACCUUUAUGGCACUGGGUUUCAGUUGUCCAACAUCCACAAUCUCUAGUGCUAUCAUGUCACCCAGUGGUGGGUGUUUGUCUCACGUUUGCAGGAAGGUGAUGGCCAGGCUGUGGGUAAAGAUCUACAGAGGUGAGGCCUGAAUAGAGUUGCACAGUGUCUCCUUUUAUGUCAUGGCUGCCAUGCUACAGACUGAGCCUGUGAUGGCUAUUCUGGAUGAAGGCCCCAAGGCCUGUGUACAUAUAGAAGUGAUAUAGUUCCCUGAGAAGGCUGCUGGACUUAUGUACUAGUGGAAGCACGCUCUUGGCUGAGCUCUAUCACCAGGUAGAUAGUCUAGGCUGACCCAUGUGGGUCACUCCGCCCCUUCUGAUGGCUAAGAGCUGCCCCCUCUAAAUAUAGCCCAGCUGGCUGAGCUCAGGCCUAUUUUAAGCCUAGAUUGGAAAGUGGCCAGGCCUUCCCCAGGCUCCCAGAGAAGCUGCUGCUGCUGCUUUGUCCAGCCCUGCUACUGAGCACCCUCAUUGGCCCCCUGACUACCACUUGCCAUGCAUGAGAGGACUCAAGAAGGUAGGAGAGGGUGAUCAUGAGGGAGGGCAAGGCCCCAGUACUGUUACCCUUGAACCACGGAGAGACUCACCCUCUGUCCCACUGAUCUCAUUGUUUGACUAGUCAUCAAUUUUCAUGUCCCAGCUCUAGUAAAAGGACCUAUCCCAUGGAUGGAUGAAGAGCCUUCCAUGCUUAGAACCCUUUCCCACAGUAGGCCCUAUCUCAGUUUUCCCUGCAUGGAAGGAUUGGGGAAAGCUACCCACUAGGAGUGAGUCAACUACAGGCCACUCUUAGUGGGUGUGGGUAUCCGGACAGCUGCCUGGCCAGUGCAGCUAUUCUUUCAGGGAGAAAACUGGGACUGGGGGGUAGGCCCAUUUGGGCACUGCCUAGGGACGGAGCAGUAGAUAGGCCUAUGGCUUCCCCUAAUUUAGGACUAAAUAUUCCCCAACUAAGGGUUGAGUUCCCUUAGUCUGGACAGACUGACUCAGCUGUUCAAGAGCUUGGUGGCCAUUCAUCUAACUGCUUUACUAAUAAAAGAAGUCCUGAGGCUCAAAGGAGCCAUAGCAACAGGAAUCUAGGAAGCUACAUUUGAAGGCUGGCCAUGUCACAGGACUAUGGUUCUAGGCGAUAGCCCACAAUCCAGCUUGGUCAAGGUGACUGGCUCUCUCAUCACAUUUCCAACAUUUUAUACUACAGGGGAGUGGCUUGAACUCAGACACUGUGGCAUCAAUGCACAGCCAGAGGAGCAGGGGGCCACUGGACCCCAACCAUGUGCAGGAGGUGCAUCUGCACAGAGUGGAGUCCAUCAGUGACCUGCACAGUGGAGGAUCCCUUCGUCCCUAUGUGGCUGAAGAGGCACGGCAGUGGGAUGAGCUGCUAGGUGUCUUGCCGCCAUCACUGUGUACCCAGGCUGGCUGCAGCCCAGUGUGUGACCGUGGGGGAUUCCUAUUACUGCUGGCACUGCUGGUGCUCACCUGCCUGGCGCUUGCAAUCUUGGCUGUCUACCUGAGUGUGUUGCAGAGUGAAUCCCUGCGGGUCCUAGCACACACACUUCGAACACAGGAGGAGACUCUGCUCAAACUCCGCUUAGCCAGUCUCAGCCAGCUGAGGAGGCUGAACUCCAGUGAAGCCCGAACACCCAGCUGAGAUACCACUUGAACUCAUGGUCUGGGGUUCUAUGUGGGGGAAUAAAGCAGCCAUGGGCAGGCCUCUCCUCUCCCAGUGCUGGUCUACACUACUUCCUUGGUGAAAUUUUUGUACAAGAGCCUGAUGUGACUCUACAGCUGCCUGCCUCCCUCUCCUGACCUCUUCAGGCCAGGUCUAGAUAAAGCUAAGCUUUCUGAUGUCAAGGACCUGAUUUGGGUGGCUCAAGGUCACGACAGGGCACCAGCCUCCUGGCUUCUCCUGUGGCCUGUCAGCACCCUCUGGCUACCCCUAGAUGGAAGGUUCAGAAGUCUAGAAAUAGCUGCCCCCAUUACAGUGAUUGCCAGGCCUCCCAGUGGGGGUCCAGCCUCAGUUCUCAAGGACAGGCUGGGUUCUGAGUUGAGGUAAGGGAGCCCCACUUGAGGAGAGACUGCCAUGGAGGGCAAAGGUGAGAUGGGGGAGACCCAGCUGGCCCAAAUUUGGGAUGGUGGAUAGGGAGGGAGAGCGGGCCGAAAUACCUAGGAGUCAAGGCCACAAGAAGCUGAGCAUUCAGUUUAAUUAUCUCUUAUAUAAUCUUUAAAAAUCUGCACAAAUCCAUUCCAGGUCGCUUUGCUUCCACACCUACUAUGAUGGCAUUUGUCCAGAUGCCAGUCCCCCAAAGAAAGUGUAUCACCCCAGGGGAACAAGGCCUAAAAAAAGGAAAGGGAGGGAUAGCUUCCCUACUGACUACCCUGGGAGAGGCACACAUUUGGCCUCACCUGAGAAAGGGCAGGAAGAGGCCAUAGGGUUGAGUGCAGGGACAAAGGCCAGGGUCCCAAAAGUCCUGACCCUUCACCCAUCCACCCUAUAUCUGUUUUUGGUUUUGCCAUUAAAAAAAUAAAGUGACAAUCACUGGCAGA
Molecule: messenger RNA, 3215 nt
Organism: Ictidomys tridecemlineatus (thirteen-lined ground squirrel)
Lineage: Eukaryota; Metazoa; Chordata; Mammalia; Rodentia; Sciuridae
Source: RefSeq, a predicted model, not a curated record